Hylaeus anthracinus is the source of this 2905-nucleotide messenger RNA. RefSeq names its product spermine oxidase-like. The transcript is spliced from 6 exons. NCBI's taxonomy places the organism in Eukaryota, Metazoa, Arthropoda, Insecta, Hymenoptera, Colletidae. Bases 1 to 1449 code for a protein of 482 amino acids. Gene Ontology annotation, molecular function: polyamine oxidase activity. The record is from RefSeq and is a predicted model, not a curated record.
AUGCUGGAUCCUUGCAAGCCCGAGCCAACGGUGGUGAUCAUUGGCGCGGGGAUGGCAGGACUCUCAGCGGCCCAUCGAUUGGCACAGUGUGGUCUUCAGAAUUUCACGAUAUUGGAGGCGACGGAUCGACCAGGUGGGCGAAUCCACUCGUGCUGGUUGGGCGACGUGGUGGCGGAAAUGGGAGCCACCUGGAUCGAGGGGGGAUGCGUGGCGAAUCCCGUGUUCACCCUGGCGGCCCAAGAAGGUCUCCUGAAGCCGCCGGUUUUCAGGCCCGAUCCUAGCCACGGUCUCUUCUGCACCAGCGACGGAAGAGCCAUCGACCUUCCCGUCAGCAUCACCGCUUAUCACACCUUUCGUCAAAUCGAGCAACAAGCAGCGACCCUCUUCUCCCUGGGUUGUGGCCGCACCCACGGUACGUUGCUGAAUUUCAUGGGCGUCAGAAUUCAGCAGGAGCUCCACAAUUUCCCGGAGGAGCAACGAUAUGACGCAGCCAGGGUGAUGUACGGGAUGACGAACUGCGUGAGGUGUCGUUGCGGCGAUGACCUGUCGCUCGUUUCAGCCGAUCAGUUUGGAAGCUACAUAGAGAUCCCCGGUGGCAACGUGAGGGUGCCCCUUGGAUACGUGGGGGUCCUUGCUCCGUUGCUGAGGGAUCUGCCGAGUUGCUCCCUCAAGUACUGCAAACCGGUGAGUUGCGUGCGAUGGGGGGCCGUGACGGAUUCCUGUCCGCGAGCGGUGGUGAAGUGCUGCGACGGCGACGAAUUCCCUGCUGAUUACGUGAUCGUCACCGUGUCCCUCGGCGUUUUGAAGCACCAACACGACAAACUCUUCUGCCCGGCGCUGCCAGCGGAGAAAGUCGAGGCCAUCUCUAAAUUGGGCUACGGCUACGUUAAUAAAAUAUUCUUGGAAUACGCGAGACCGUUCUGGGUAUGGAAGGAAGGAGGUAUCAAGCUGGCCUGGUCGGCCGACGAACUCACCGACAGAUGCGACUGGGUGAAAGGGAUUUCUAAUAUAGAGGAAUUGUCGACCUCGCAGCACGUUCUAUGCGCGUGGAUUUGCGGCCGCGAGGCGGCUGAUAUGGAACUGUGCUCCGACGAGGAGAUCGUGGAAUCGAUAACAAGAGUUCUUCGACAAUUCACCGGUGAUCCCACGCUGCCAUACCCGGCUAAUCUUCUCAGAAGCAAAUGGUGCAUGGAUCAAUACUUCGCCGGUGCAUAUAGCUACAUGGGCCUCGACAGCACUGUCGGUCAUCAGUGUGAUCUAGCUAGUCCUUUGCCAGGUACAUGCGAGCCGAUACCACCGAUCCUCCUGUUCGCUGGGGAAGCCACGAUCCCGGGUCACUAUAGCACAGUUCACGGGGCGCGAUUGAGCGGGAUUCGCGAGGCUGAGAGGAUAAUUCAGCUGACCAAACGAUUCGGAGGCCCUCCAAAGAAAGACGAGAAGCGUAGCUGAAUCCCUUCGUGAUUCUGCGAGAGUAUGCAAAAAAAAAAUAUUAGUUAACGUCGCAGCAAAUGUGUAUGUACAAUUGUCCACGAGAGGUGUCAGUUCGAACAGCGAAACGUUAUUUGUGUUAGAUAUUUUCGGAGAGGUAUACUUACGCCUUUUCGAUUGAAUUAUUCUGUUUUCGAUGGUUAUACUGUCACACCGACCUCUGUCAAUUUUAAUAAAGAGUAUAAUUUUGUAAAGCUUUAAUACAUCAUUUUUCUUUAAUAUCGAUCGAUUCCGUCCUUCUGUCACUAUUACAACUAAGUUAGAGUCAUCAAGCAUUGAUCAGGGUAGAUGUAAUACACUCUUUAUUGAAUCCACAUCGCUAUAACGUCCAAGACUCUUCGAUAGACACUUUCAACAUUUAUAUAUAAUACAAUACGCAUAUAUGUCCGCUAUAAACGGUAACUGUUCGCAACAAGUGAAACGAAAUGUCGAAAUAAAUCAUGUUUCCGUACAUCGAUACAGCAGGUACGUACGAUAUUACAUAUCAUUCUAUUACUUUCCGUUGGUCCCGUUUAACAGCAAUCCGUGUUAUUUCACCGAGAAAACGUUCUUAUUUCUUACAGAUUGAUAAUAAUAAUCAUUAUUUCGGCUCACUGUUUCUUCAAUCCUACGUCAACACCUUUGGUGCAAUCAGUUUUUAAUAAAAAUUUCAUCAGUAUAUUCUAUACAAAAAAUAUAUAGUUUUCACUUGUAAUCACACGAUGUUCGUAUAUCGUUAUAAAUAGAAAAGUGCGGAUUCGUAACCAGUGCGUAUGGAACGGUUGAUAUUUGUUUGCUUCGAACAUCUUUAAGAACGUUUACUCGUUCGAUCGACCAAACAGUGCAAAGUAAUUCUAGUACUAUUUAUUGUCCCAGUUGCAGCACUACUUUACAUUGAGAAUGCCGUAAUCGUACUCGAUAAACAAUACUCGUAUCGCGCUUCGAGUACGAUCACGGCAAAUAAAUAUAAUAUUCGGGAACGAAGGUGGCUUGCGUAGGAGAGGAAGACGGGAAUACGUUACAUACACUUACAGCUAAUUAUGUAUAAAUUAUUUACAACAUAAAUACGUGGUAGGUGCAGUUACGAUUGCGUACGCGAUCGGUAUACGCAAGUAAAUAAUCGAUUAGGUUCGAUAUGAAUCUGUAACUAAGGUACAAUUUUUUAAAUAAUCCAAACGAAAUUUAAUCUUUAGGGAUAAGUUAAUAUUUUAUACAACAUUGUAUAUACAUGUACCGAAUAUAUACAACUCGGUUUGGAAUUCGAUCCACUUCAUCGGUGUGUACACUUUACCGAAUACUCAGAUUUCAACAUGUAAAUAUUACGAGGCCCUUCUCCAUCCCUGUAACCUAUUUGGUUUAUUUUCAACGAAACAGUCUACGUCUGUAAAUAGUAUUCAACGAUAACAUUUAUCUUCGAUAUCUACAUUAUAACCACACA